This is a messenger RNA of Mauremys mutica (yellowpond turtle), 1241 nucleotides long. Its product is annotated as glucosamine-6-phosphate isomerase 1-like. Gene Ontology annotation, biological process: D-glucosamine catabolic process; carbohydrate metabolic process; N-acetylglucosamine catabolic process. Gene Ontology annotation, molecular function: glucosamine-6-phosphate deaminase activity; identical protein binding. The transcript is spliced from 6 exons. The coding region runs from base 236 to 892 and encodes 218 amino acids. Lineage: Eukaryota; Metazoa; Chordata; Testudines; Geoemydidae. The record is from RefSeq and is a predicted model, not a curated record. Gene Ontology annotation, cellular component: cytoplasm.
CCGCCCUCCCUCUGCUGUCACACUCCUGCCUCCCCGUGCUGCCGCCUCGCCUGGCUCACUCCUGAGCCCGCCCCUGCUGGCAUGUGGCGAGGCAAUGAGGAUCUAGUGGAGCCAGGCCUGAAAAGAAGCCGGGGAGUGCUGCCUCCAUGGAAGCACUCCUUUAGGAUGUUACAAAAAGCUGAUUGAGUAUUACAAGAAUGGAGACUUGUCCUUCAAAUAUGUGAAAACCUUUAAUAUGGAUGAAUAUGUAGGUCUCCCAAGGGAUCACCUGGAAAGUUAUCACUCCUUCAUGUGGAAUAACUUUUUCAAGCACAUUGACAUCUCUCCAGAAAACACCCAUAUUCUGGAUGGAAAUGCAGCUGACCUACAGGCAGAGUGUGAUGCUUUUGAGGGGAAAAUCAAAGGAGCUGGUGGAAUCAAACUCUUUGUUGGAGGUAUUGGCCCAGAUGGUCAUAUUGCCUUCAACGAGCCCGGCUCAAGUCUGGUGUCCAGAACUAGAGUGAAGACGUUGGCUAUGGACACCAUCUUGGCUAAUGCUAGAUUCUUUGAUGGCGACCUCUCCAAAGUCCCCACAAUGGCGCUCACAGUUGGAGUAGGCACAGUCAUGGAUGCUAGAGAGGUUAUGAUCCUAAUCACAGGAGCCCAUAAAGCAUUUGCUUUGUACAAAGCCAUUGAGGAAGGAGUAAACCACAUGUGGACAGUAUCUGCCUUUCAGCAGCAUCCCAGCACUGUCUUUGUGUGUGAUGAGGAUGCCACCCUAGAACUCAAAGUUAAAACAGUGAAAUACUUUAAAGGUUUAAUGCUUGUUCAUAACAAGCUUGUGGAACCCUUAUAUAGUAUGAAGGAAACAGGAGCAGAAAGAAGACAGUCUAAGAAGCCGUACAGUGACUAGUUUCUUGGGCUGGUGUGAUGCUAAGCAGGCUCUUCUCUUGGAAACCAGCAGAGGAGGAAUCCCUGCACAUUCUUCUUGUACUUGUUCAUAAAUCAGGGGAGAUGUGCUCAUUAUUGUCUCCAUCUUUUGAGAGAGAUGAAUGCUGAGUACAUUGGGUUUAAUAAACUAGAUGAGGAUGGGACCUUAUGUACUGUGUUCUAACAACCACAAAACUACUUUCGCGCUAGUGGUGAAGCCAAUUGAAAUGAGAUGUAUAAUCUAUAAAGCAAGUAAAUGAGAACAGGAAAUAGAUAUCCCUCAACUCAAAGGUGAGGAUAUGAAAGGAAAUAAAAUCAAAUGGGUAACUGUA